CUAAAUUUAGGCCGUAUGGAAACCGAAAGUAAUACGAGCGAUUUUGGUCGGGAGCGAGUUGUCUGUAUUUAGAUUAGAGCGGCGCAGUGCGCGCGCGCCGCCGGUGAUGAUAACGCAUCGCAGUGCAUUGUAAUGCCGUGAUAGUGAUCGAUGUGCAGUGAUAGAUUAAAGGAUUUGGAUGUCACAAAUGCUGCCCGAAGGAGGAGAAGUGAUGCGCCGAGUGGCGUGCGGCGACGUGUGUCCCGCGCCGCCCGCGCCCGCGCCACAAGCCCUGCAGCCUAACAGAACAUCCGAGAACAAAGAACUUCUCCGGCAGCAACUCCUAUCAGCCAGCAAAGACCGCCUCGCCGAAAAGACAGAGCCGCCGAAGCAGAAGCACGUGCGGAACCGGCAGAAGAACCGAUGGAAGCUGAAGUUCCACCACCAGGCCCUCCCGCAGGAAUACCUCGACCACUACGAGCAGAGCCUGCAGAAAGCCAACGCUAAACAAGCGCAGAAGCCAAAACCACAAGAGAAACCCAAAGUGGAACCCAAUAUAGACUUAAACAACAUCACCAAUGAAACCUUCAAGAUAUGGGCGCAGAGGCUAGCCGGAAUACAGAACGAAACGGGAACAUUAACUGUACCUAGUGUACCGUCGGUGCUAAACAUGGCAGCGAAGCCCAAAGCUGAAGAAAAGAAGAAAAAAAACCCUACAAUAGCCCCCAGUAAAAUCGUGACCUACGACGAUCUUCCGUACAUGGGCGAGAUGACAUUGAACAACUCUAAGCCAAGAAGAGGCCGAAAACCUAAAAAGGCAGAUAUUUGCCACUUAAUCUACGAAAAUUACGGAACUGUAGUGCCAGGACAACCACCUCCUGCGCAGGAUAGAUUAAACCAGCUGUCAAUGGGCACUCAAUAUCGACCUGAAAAUGCUCCUACAAGCACUCCUAAAACAGAUCUGCAGAACAAAAUUAUUUCAAGUCUAUUAGAAAGGAAGUUGUCUCAAGAAAAUAAAAGGCGGUUAGAAAAUCUGUCGCCGCAAAGGUUCAACAGCCCUGAUGAACCGAUGCCCGAAGCACCUCUCACUAUCCCAGGGCCUCUACACAGCGACGAUGAACCCUUGAACUUGUGUAUUAGAGAUCUCUCAGAUCUGAAGCUACAAAUUCAGAAAAAGUUCGGUAACAUCUACCCUUCCAUGCCUGAAGUGAAAACUGAAAUGGAAUUGGAAGCUGAACAAGAAAUCCGAAAGACUGAACAGUCGAAUGCAAUUUCUGUGAUACAGAGGAACACGAAUCUUCUACCUGCCACUGCGAGCAGUUCACCAGACCUGUCCAGGCAAACUAGGAAUAUAUCUCCAGCGUUAUCUGAGCCAGCACAGUCCACCGCCAGUCCAGACGGCGAAGGGAAAUUCCCUGGCUACGUAUACUGGCCUAACGCAGGAAUCUACAUGCAUCCUUUAGCUUUACAAACACAACUGUUAUACUACCAAAGGCUAGCAGCGGCCGGGCAACUGCCCAGCGAGGAUCAGGACCGUGCCAAUUCAACACCUAGCAGUGUCAACGAAAGUGUGUCGACUGAACCAAACUCGUCACUAGACGAGAGCAAAAGCAAAUUAGUACUCAAACAAAUAUCAGAACUGUUAGACCCCAAAGUGAUAAAGCAGGUGGAAGAGGCGAAGCGAAGUCCGGACCAGUCAAAAAUGAAGAGGACGUCUCCAAAUCCUGUGACGGGUCCAGUAAAGAGAAAACGGUCUGCAAUAUUCAUCCCUCCAAUGCCAACGAAAACUAGCUCAACCACUCCAACGACAGAAGUCAGUAUCUGUAAAUUCAAAUUCACUGGUGGGUCGAAGCCUUCUUUGCAAGAGAAGAAAAUGCUGUCAGUAGAUUCUGGAGGCAACUUUAGAUACUACAGUGGGACUGGCAAUAAGGGUAACAAAGGAUAUGAUUACUUGCAUAAGAAUUCAAACCAAGGAAGACAGGCUGAGGCUGAGGCUACUGCGUCGACUGUGGCGAAAGUCGAAGUCCCGACAUCUUUGAGCAAGGAAGAGUUAAGUAAGAAGAAGAGGAAGUCUAAAAAGAGUUUGCAGAGGGAGAAAUUGGAGCAGACGUUUAAAGAGAAGGGGUUUCUGAUACAGACUCAGCAGUUGCAAUCAGCUGAAGGGGCAACAUACUGCAAGUUUAGGCAACUACGGAAGUUUACGAGGUAUUUGUUCAGGAGUUGGAAGGAUUAUCUUCCUGGGGAGUUGGAAGAGAGGAACAAUGCUGAAGCAGUACCUGAACCGCAGCCGUCUCCGGCAAACGAAGGAACAGCUGGAGAAUGGGGCUGAGAGACGGGACGUUGGGAUUGAUAGUGUUCUUUUUGGUUUCGUUUUAUGCUGACUGUGCUAGACAAUAACCGGGGUUUUCAUAAAAAUUAUAACAGGUGUAGCACCGUUUUAGCCCAAAACUUAUUUUGAGUUUUUAGUACUGAUGAAAAGAGACUAAGGAGUAAACGGUGCUGAAAGACUGUUUUUAUUUUAUGGAUAAAUAAAUUAAGUUUGAAUGAAACAUGCUGAGAGUUAUUAGUCGAAGUCUAACUGUAUAGACUUUAUUUACUUAUGGUUGAAGAACUGUCAUUUUGACAGAUAGAACUUUACGCCAGAAUGUUUGAUGCAAACCGAGGUAGUGCUUAUUAAAAUACACGCGAGUGAGAAUUAAAAAAAUGCUUUGCACGACGCUAUCAGUCCCUAGUAUUUACCAGAGCUAUAGGUUCGAUUCCACAAAUGUUUACUAGCUCUAAAACUGUCAUUGUAUCUCUUUCUUUCAAACUGCCAAAACAUACAUUUAACAAAGUAUUCCACCACAGUAAAAUGUCAUACAAAUCAUGUGUUGUCCCUUUUUAUUUACUAAAGAAAGAAAGAGAUAAUUUGAUUUAUAGAGGCAGUGGAAUCAUGCCCAGUAUAAGCCAAAGAAGUGACGCGAUGUACCGGCCCAAAAUGGCCGACAGAUGCAUUUAUUUAUAUAUAGUGAGACUAAAAGUUACUCCGAAUUUCUGAAUCGCCGCUCCGUCCAAGUACUGAAGUGUGUGUCGCUUUAUGUUUUUGUGUUGUGUACCUUAUAUUAAUAUGUAUAGGGUUUAUUUCACUACUAGAGGGUCUUCUCAAAACGAUUGAUAUCUCAAUAUCCUGGACAGGUGUGGGUUUAAACUUUUUGCAUACAAAAAGGUUGUAAAUAUUAAUUUGUAGGUGGUGAAAUGAGCCCUAAUUUUUUGUUACGGAUAUUGGUGAUCUGAGCUCAAAUAAUAUAUUAAUUUUUUAUCAAAUUGUGACAAUAGUUAGUGUUGUGCUCCUGUUGUACCUAAUUUUAAUCAGUAAUUUAUAAGUUAUAAAACAUUUUAAGCUGUUAGCAUUUUUAUAAUAAGUGUACAUGGCAAAUCCGUCAAAGCGAAUUAUUUAAUAUGUCAUUGACAAUCAAUAUUUAUAUUUGUCUUUAAAAAACAAACUUGUUUACAUUUUGUAUAAAUAUUUCACUAUUUUUGUAUAGGAUGUGUUAUACGUUUGAUGUAAAGCUAAUAGUUUUUUUUAAAUAUACUAACAAAACUAGUCAGUUGACACCUCUAACUUAAAAUAAGGCCUAGUUCGAAUAAAUUGUACAUAUAAAAAGCAAGAGUCUUAUCUAGUCAUUACUGUUAAGUUUUAUACUCAUUUGUUAGUUGUUUUAACUUGUACAGACAUUUUAAUGAACUUAAUACAUAAAUAAUAUAAAUAAAUUGUUUUGUAUAAUAAAAAACUCAGUUUUGUACUCAAUAAACUUUAUUACAGAAUGUUUCUGUUAUGCAAAAAAGGAAUGUAAACGUCCCAGAAAUAAACUUUAACCAAAUCUAAACGUUUUGUGAUUUAUCAACGAAGGAAGUCUACGAUUAAACAAAAAGAUUUUAGCCUCCAAUUCGAUGACAUAACAAUACUAAUUUUAAACAGGAUUAUUUCUUUCAAAGAAAUCACACAGUUAAAUCAUCUACAAAAAAGGAUGUAACAAGGAAUAUAAAAAUAUCAAGCAACAAUGGUCCCAAAAUAGAUAUAGCCAUAUUCUGGCUAACAUAUAUGAAACAGGCAAAAAUGCGGGUAGUUACACUUAUCACCUAACCCUUCAAAAUCUUUCCAAAACCUUCAACAGUCUAUAUACCUUGUGCGUCUUUCAAUAUAAAGGCACUUAUAAACGUUAUUACACAUAGAAUAUAGUAACAUAUAAAAGAUAUAAAAAUCUAUAAUAUAACAUACAACCAUGAUCAUCGAUUCUUACAUCUAGUGUAGCGUUAGGAACUACGCAGUGUACUUAAAAACCGGUUAAAAAUAGUCAAAACCGGUU
Molecule: messenger RNA, 4325 nt
Organism: Ostrinia nubilalis (European corn borer)
Lineage: Eukaryota; Metazoa; Arthropoda; Insecta; Lepidoptera; Crambidae
Exons: 3
Coding region: 179-2308 (709 amino acids)
Source: RefSeq, a predicted model, not a curated record